Molecule: messenger RNA, 924 nt
Organism: Cladophialophora psammophila CBS 110553
Lineage: Eukaryota; Fungi; Ascomycota; Eurotiomycetes; Chaetothyriales; Herpotrichiellaceae
Product: oxidoreductase
Exons: 2
Coding region: 1-924 (307 amino acids)
Molecular function (GO): FMN binding; oxidoreductase activity
Source: RefSeq, a predicted model, not a curated record
AUGCGCGAGCAUGUUGAAUCGCACGUGGAAGACGUGUCUUUACUGGCACAGCCUCUACAUUUCGAAAUUUCCGGCAGGACUGCCAAAAAUCGUUUUUUGAAAGCGGCCAUGAUAGAAAAACUCUCGUCCUGGUCAGUCACGGACCUUCAAGCAUGCGGGAUACCCUCACCAGAGCUGGCUCAAGUAUAUCGGCGCUGGGGAGAAGGCGGAGCGGGUGUAAUCCUGACUGGUAAUGUCAUGGUGACCUUUCAAGAUAUCGAGGCCCCAGGAAAUGCCAUAGUUCCGCUGGAAGCCAAUUUCCAUGGCGAACGAUUUGGAGGCUUCAGAAGGAUGAUGGAGGAGGCCCAAAAAACACGGCAGCUUGAUAUUGGCGCAGGUCUCGCAUGCCGGCCAAAUCCCAUCUCGGCGAGCGACGUACAACUUCUCAAGAUCGACUUUCCAGACGUGAAGUUUGCGAGGCCUCGUGCUGCGACAAAAUCGGAGAUCAAGGAUGUCCUGGGUUGCUUCCCACCCGCCGCGAUCUACCUCCACAAAGCUGGGUUCGAUGGCAUGGAGCUGCACGCAGCACACGGAUACUUGUUGUCUCAAUUCAUUUCCGAAGCCACCAACCACCGCGACGACGAACACGGUGGCAGCAUCGUCAAUCGGGCUCGAAUCGUCAUUGACAUCGCCAAAUCGAUUCGUUGCCAGCUUCCUGGCUCUUCUGGCUUCAUUCUUGGUGUCACGCUCAAUAGCGUGGAGUUCCAAGAACACGGGAUCGAUCCGGAUGGGUGUAAAGAGCUCUGCAAACUUCUAGAGGAUGUAGAAUUCGACUUUGUCGAGCUUUCGGGCGGGAACUAUGAAACAAUAUCCUACACCUACACCCUCCGGGAGUCCACCAAGAAAGGCGAGGCUUUUUUUUCCUCGAUUUCGCCGAGAAAAUAA